AUGGAUACUAAAAUAAUCUUCUCAAUUGUAUCUCUAUUGUUCAUAAAUUUCUCUCUUAUUCAAGCACAGCCAGCUGUUUUUGAUAUAACAAAAUUUGGUGCAGCACCUAAUGGAAAAGCAGAUGCAAGUAAGGCUAUAGCGGAUGCUUGGAAAGAGGCUUGUGCAGCAGCAGGAUCUAGCAAAAUAUUGAUUCCAGCAGGGACAUUCUUGGCAGGUAUAGUGAAUGUUACAGGUCCUUGCAAAGGGGCAAUAGAGGUAGAAGUUCAGGGAACCGUGCAAGCCCCACCAGAGCUUGCAGGGGGGGAUGGUUGGUUUAACUUCAUUACCAAAGGCUUAGUUCGUGACAUAACGUCUCUUAAUAGCAAGUACUUUUAUGUCAAUGUAUUGGGAUGUGAGGACUUCACAUUUGAAGGCUUCAAAGUCAGUACACCUGAAAGUAGCCUUAAUACAGAUGGAAUUCAUAUUGGGCGAUCAAAGGGAGUGACUAUAUCUAAUGCCAAAAUAGGCACGGGUGAUGAUUGUAUCUCUAUUGGUGAUGGAACCGAAAAUCUAAAAAUCACAAAAGUGGCAUGUGGACCAGGUCAUGACAUCAGCAUAGGGAGCUUGGGGAAGUAUGAGAAUGAAGAUCCUGUUUCCGGAAUUACCGUUUCCGAUUGCACCCUCACCGGUACAACUAAUGGUGUUAGAAUUAAAACUUGGCCUGCACUAUUUCCUAAUACUGCAACUAAUAUUCAUUUCCAAUAUAUUACAAUGGAAAAUGUCUCCAAUCCUAUUAUUGUAGAUCAAAUGUAUUGUCCAUGGAAUAAAUGCAAUAAAAAGGAACCAUCUAAAGUGAAGAUUAGUGAUGUUAGCUUCAAAAAUAUAAAGGGAACUUCUGCGACUGCUCUUACCGUUCAACUUAUAUGUAGCAGUGGAAUCCCAUGUGAAAAAGUGGAACUUGCGAACAUUGACUUGACAUAUAGUGGUCCUGAAGGCCCAGCAAAAUCUGAAUGUAUUGAUGUUAAGCUAACAAUUGUAGGGAAGAUUCCAGAGGGAUGCAAACGAGUGAUGAUGCAAGAUGCGAGUCAGUUUGUGGAGUCAGAUCCAUCUGAGUGGGACGGUACGGACACUUUUUCCCCCGUUCUGCCAAGAGUGCAGUCAGGAGGAGUUGGCAGUAAGGAAUCAUCAAGGAACCCUGAGAUGUCGCUAGAGGUAAACAACGAAGGAAGGGAGCAAGGAAGAGUGUCCGGAGACAGCAUGCGAGAAGAGAUGUAG
Messenger RNA from Manihot esculenta (cassava), 1254 nucleotides. RefSeq names its product exopolygalacturonase. Lineage: Eukaryota; Viridiplantae; Streptophyta; Magnoliopsida; Malpighiales; Euphorbiaceae. Gene Ontology annotation, biological process: carbohydrate metabolic process. Gene Ontology annotation, molecular function: polygalacturonase activity. The record is from RefSeq and is a predicted model, not a curated record. Bases 1 to 1254 code for a protein of 417 amino acids. The transcript has 5 exons.